Messenger RNA from Parasteatoda tepidariorum (common house spider), 634 nucleotides. RefSeq lists its product as uncharacterized. The record is from RefSeq and is a predicted model, not a curated record. Gene Ontology annotation, biological process: regulation of gene expression. Lineage: Eukaryota; Metazoa; Arthropoda; Arachnida; Araneae; Theridiidae. Gene Ontology annotation, cellular component: nucleus.
CCAUGUCCGCACUGUUCAUAUCAAACAUUGUACAAAUCAGAUCUGACUAAGCAUAUGAGAAAACACACUGGAGAAAAACCAUUUAUAUGUAGAAUAUGUGGUAGAGGUUUUACACAAAAACAUAGCAUGAUAUCUCAUGAAAUAUCUAGUCAUAUUGUUUGAAAUAGCGAGACCCUACAUCAAGAAGGUUUUUGGCCGCACUCGACAUAUAUGUCCACAGUAUUCAACGAAGAUUCCAGAAGGUUUGGAUCCCUCAUUGGCUGAAGGUUAUACUAAAUAUUCAUGCUCUUAUUGCAAAUAUUCAUCUUUCUAUAAAGGUAAUGUACAGAGGCAUAUGAGAAAACAUACCGGGGAACGACCUUUCUCUUGUAGUUACUGUCAAAAAAAGUUUACUCAAAAAGAAAAUAUGCUUAUUCAUGAAAAUCUUCAUGCACAAUCAAGACUGUUAAUGUGCCAUAUUUGUAAAGAAUGUUUCCGUAGUGCCUCGUCAUUGGGUAUUCAUAUGUUGGACCAUAAUCUGUAAUACCUUUUUUUCCCUUUUGUUUCUGAAAACUUUAUCUGUACUGUAAAAAUUGUACAUUUUCUUCUUAGCAUUUGUUUCAUUUGACUGUUUAUUAAAACAACUGUUUUUGUA